AUGAAUAAAGCGCAGACGCAGAGAGCACUGCGCAUGGCUCGUGAGGCCAAAGCACUCGCAUUAAACCAUCCAUUUCAGACAAUGACGGUCACGAUCGAUGGUUCAAUCGCGAAGCGGGCGCUUCCGCCAUCAGCACGGAGAACACGAUCCUAUUGGGGUGCAAGAUCUUCACCUUCUCGACCUUAUUCUAUGGGCCCUUAA
Fomitiporia mediterranea MF3/22 is the source of this 201-nucleotide messenger RNA. RefSeq lists its product as uncharacterized. The record is from RefSeq and is a predicted model, not a curated record. Lineage: Eukaryota; Fungi; Basidiomycota; Agaricomycetes; Hymenochaetales; Hymenochaetaceae. Bases 1 to 201 code for a protein of 66 amino acids. The transcript is spliced from 2 exons.